CCCUCCGUCCCAAUAAACUUGUCCCAUUUUCCUUUUUGGGUUGUCCCAAUAAACUUGUCUCAUUUCUAAAUUGGGUAAAUUUUAGGGGAUAAUUAGUAACUUAAUUAGGGGCUGAUUUUAAUUAAGUUACUAACUAAGUCAAACCUAUUAACUUCAAUUAUACCUACUCUAUUUUCAUUUCUCACUUGGCUCUCUCUCUCUCUCUCUCUACUGCCGACUCUUCUCCUUCCUCCUAGAAAACCCUAAAUCUCACCGACGCCGCCUCCCCCUUUCCCCCUCCGUUCCGCCGGCGCCUCGCGGCGUACCACGUCUCGGUGUACCGGCGCCGGCUUAGAUCGGUAAAUCACCAUCGAUUCGUGCUCUAUUUCGGUAAAUUCGUGGUUUGGCCGCCUCCCUCCUUGACCCAUCUGUUCGGUCACCGCCCUCUGUUCAUAUCUGCACAGAUCAACGCCAAGAGGCCCCGAUCGGUAAAUCCACGAUGAUGAGCAACCCUUGGGAGGGCUUCCUGAGCGGAACGUACGUUCCCGACACGGAGGAGGAUUUCUCGACUUGGGGUGAGCCGUCGGCGGUGUAUUUCCCAUUCUCGGCGACUUUCUCAGAGGAUGAGGAGGAGUCCGAUGCGGUGGAAGAGUUCGAGGCUGUUUGUGAGUCGCCCAGAGCCCUAGCUCCGGAGAAAUCAAGGUUUUCCUUGUUUAGGCGUCUUAUGCAUUUAAAUCGCACUAAAUGUAAGAUUGUUCCUACUGUUGAAAACAAGAUUGCUAAUUUCCAUUGUUAUUCCCUUCUUUAUGAGGAAAAAUGGGACGACGUAGUCCGUUAUAACGGUCCGGAGUCCCCUGCAAGUAAGCUUUCGAGGAUGCUUGAAGAAUCGCCGAAGCUCCUAAAAUUUAUGCAAAUACUGCUCUCUUUUCCAGAUUAUUGGCGUUCCAUAGCCGACGACAAACGCCAAAUUUGACAACAGCAGCCUGCAUUCUGCCCCGUUUUGGCUUCCCACCAUGACUAUCUUCAAGCACAAAUUGCACAAUGGAGUUUCUCUCUCCCGUUGUUAGAUCUUUGAACCCCAUUUUUUUUAAGGGUUUAUUGUGGCUGCAAGUAGGCUGCCACAAUUUUUUUGGUUUGAAGUGUAAUAGCCAUGCAAUAUGUUGGUGUGUAGUGAAUGGCAGAUUUUAUAGAACUUGGCAAUGUAUUUUGGUGGGAAUUUUGAAAAUUGUUGAUUUAAUGAAAAAUUUCAGAUUUUCAGUCAA
Salvia miltiorrhiza (redroot sage) is the source of this 1241-nucleotide messenger RNA. RefSeq lists its product as uncharacterized. The transcript is spliced from 2 exons. Lineage: Eukaryota; Viridiplantae; Streptophyta; Magnoliopsida; Lamiales; Lamiaceae. Bases 479 to 952 code for a protein of 157 amino acids. The record is from RefSeq and is a predicted model, not a curated record.